AUGGUCUCGAAUGAAGCCAAUCAAUAUUUGGGCAUUAUCCAGUUACUUAAUCAUUUCCGAUGGGCAUGGGUUGGACUCUUUGCUGUGGACGAUGAGAGUGGAGAUCAUUUUCUAAUGAAUCUGGAGCCAUUGUUUUCCAAGAGUGGAAUCUGUAUAGCCUUCACAGAAAGAAUCCCAAACCAAGUCAAUUAUCAUGAUGUGGAUGUAUUUUUGAGCAUGGCCUGGACUAUCUAUACUCCUUUAAUGGAUAAGAAAGCAAGAACAUUUGUCAUCUAUGGUGAUACACUGACCAUUAAUUGGCUAGUCUGUUUAAUGAUUCUAGCAGAGCCUGAAUAUCAGGAAAGCACAACUAUUGGAAAGGUUUGGAUUAUGACUGCACAGAUUGAUUUUGCCAUAACAGCUCUUGCAAGGAGUUUUGAUUUAGAGAUAUUUGAAGGGACAGUUUCCUUUGCAAUUCACUCAAGUAAACCUCAAUAUUUCCAGACAUAUCUUCAGAACAUAAGACACUACUGGACACCAGGAGAUGGUUUUCUCAAGGACUUCUGGGAGCAAGCUUUCAACUGUUCUUUUCCAAAUCAGAAAGUGCCAAAAGCUGAUAGAACAUGUACUGGGGAGGAGAGGCUGGAGAGCCUUCCUGGGCCUGUGUUUGAAAUGCACAUGACAGGCCACAGCUACAGCAUAUAUAAUGCUGUUUGUGUUGUAGCACAUGCAUUGCAUGCUAUGGACUCAUCUAGAUCUAAACGCAGGGCAAUGAUGAAGAGUAAAGAAGCUGAACAUCAAGAUCUUAAGCCUUGGCAGCUCCAUCCAUUUCUUCAAGGUGUUUUGUUUAACAAUUCUGCUGGAGAAACAGUGUCCUUUAAUGAUAAGAGGGAAGUGGUGGCUGGAUUUGAUAUAAUGAAUUUGCUCCCAAAUAAUUCCUUCCUUAGAGUUAAAGUUGGAAGGGUGGAUCCCAGUGAAGAAACACAAUUCUUCAUUAAUGAAAGUAUGAUCGUGUGGCACAGGCAUUUUAAUGAGGGGCUGCCCCUUUCUGUCUGUAGUGACUCCUGCCACCCUGGAUUCCAGAAGAGAAAGAGGGAAGGGGAGAAAUUUUGCUGCUUCGAUUGUGCUCCAUGCCCAGAAGGCAAGAUUUCAAACCAAAAAGAUAUGGUCGAAUGUGUCAAAUGCCCUUCAGACCAAUAUCCAAGCAAGCACCAAGAUAGAUGCAUUCCCAAACGUUUAACUUUUCUUUCUUAUGAAGAACCUCUAGGGAUCAGUUUAGCCACUGUGGCUGUCUCUUUUUCCCUGAUCACAGUCUUGGUGCUAACAACUUUUAUCAAGCACAAAGAUACCCCCAUAGUCAAAGCCAACAACCUGGACAUCACCUAUGCUCUCCUUGUCUCCCUCCUGCUCUGCUUCCUCUCUUCUUUCCUGUUUCUCGGACAACCUGGAAAAGUGACCUGCUUUCUCCGUCAAUCUGCUUUUGGCAUCAUAUUUUCAGGGGCUGUUUCUUGUGUGUUGGCCAAAACCAUCACUGUGGUUGUAGCUUUCAUGGCCACCAAACCAGGGUCCAGCAUGAGGAAGUGGGUGGGGAAACGACUGGCCAACUCAAUUGUCUUUUCCUGCUCCUUUAUUCAAGUAGGUAUUUGUGGGGUGUGGCUAGGAGCAUCUCCCCCAUUUCCAGAACUGGACAUGCUGUCACUGCCUGAAGAGAUCAUAGCAGAAUGUAAUGAAGGGUCUGUCGUCAUGUUAUAUCUUGUCCUGGGUUAUAUGGGACUUUUGUCCAUCAUCAGCUUCACUGUGGCUUUCCUGGCCAGAAAGUUGCCUGACACUUUUAAUGAAGCCAAGUUCAUCACCUUCAGUAUGCUGAUGUUCUGCAGUGUUUGGUUAUCUUUUGUUCCCACAUACCUCAGCACCAAGGGGAAAUCUAUGGUGGCUGUGGAGAUCUUCUCCAUUUUAGCCUCCAGUGCUGGAUUAUUGGCUUGCAUCUUUUCCCCUAAAUGCUACAUCAUAUUGCUAAAGCCUGAGCUGAACAACAGGGUGCAGCUGUUGAGGGGAAAAUAA
Molecule: messenger RNA, 2040 nt
Organism: Hemicordylus capensis (graceful crag lizard)
Lineage: Eukaryota; Metazoa; Chordata; Lepidosauria; Squamata; Cordylidae
Product: vomeronasal type-2 receptor 26-like
Exons: 4
Coding region: 1-2040 (679 amino acids)
Biological process (GO): G protein-coupled receptor signaling pathway
Cellular component (GO): membrane
Molecular function (GO): G protein-coupled receptor activity
Source: RefSeq, a predicted model, not a curated record